AUGCAGAGCGGGAAUCUAGAUUAUGCGCCGGGUGACGUGGUGAUUAGUUAUCUAAUGAAUUCGAGGGAAAACGUGAAUCCUACAAUCAUAAAUAGUGAUGUACGUGUGUUGAUGUACAUGAUAGAUGUCGAUGCAGAUGGCAUCAGGCCUAUUUUAAGGAUACAUGUAGAUGAGAGGUCCGUCGAAGGACUGGUAAAUUCAUCAGAACGCCCACCUCCGCGCCGGGUAGUCGACAAUGAUUUCAGUAAUUACGAGAAUGAUGAUAAUCAACCUAUUAAUACAGAAGAUGAUCCUAUGCAUAUGAAAGAGGUUUCAUCGAACUCGCAAGACGAUGAAGAAGACCGUGGAACGGGAUCACAACCGAGACAUUGCUUCAACAACGGAGCUAAUUUCCAUCUCGAUCAAAUAUUCGCCUACAAGAAAGAGCUCAAAAUUCUACUAAACGCAGCAGCGUAUGUCGGGUUGAAUACGUGCGGUGUUGAACACGCCACCCAAAGGCAUAAGAGAUUGUCCUCCAAAUUAAUUUCUUCACUAUGCGUAAAUUAUUUUCGGGAUGGUAAGGGUCCAAGCAUAAACGAAAUACAAAGGAUUGUGUUCAAGGAGUUGCAAUGCCACGCACGCUAUUGGAUGUGUUGGAAAGGAAGUGCAAUUACAAAGAACAUCAUUCGCGGGACACCAGAGCACGGAUAUGCUUGCUUGCCAGCUUUUUCCUACAUGGUGGAGUUGUUGAAUCCAAGGUUUUCCUACUCUAUUAUGGUAAACCAGAUUAAUGGAGCGUUCGUUUACUAUUUCUUAGCAUUCGGAGCUUGCAUACGGGGAUAUGCCCACAUGAAAAAGGUAAUUACCAUCGAUGGCACACAUUUGUAUGGAAAGUACAGGGGCCUGUUGCUGAGUGCAGUUGCACAGGACACAGAAAAUCAUAUCUUUCCAAUUGCCUUUUAUGUUGUCGAUAAAGAGAACGAUACUUAUUGGACCUUCAUCUUCCAAAAGUUGAAGUCUAUCAUAGAAGAUGAACUAGAUCUAUGUGUCAUCUCCGACAGGCACAUCAGCAUUGCCAAUGCUUUCUUCCGAUUUAUAGUCGUGCUCACCAUGGACUUUGCAUGA
Molecule: messenger RNA, 1104 nt
Organism: Capsicum annuum
Lineage: Eukaryota; Viridiplantae; Streptophyta; Magnoliopsida; Solanales; Solanaceae
Exons: 2
Coding region: 1-1104 (367 amino acids)
Source: RefSeq, a predicted model, not a curated record